Molecule: messenger RNA, 1002 nt
Organism: Raphanus sativus (radish)
Lineage: Eukaryota; Viridiplantae; Streptophyta; Magnoliopsida; Brassicales; Brassicaceae
Exons: 1
Coding region: 1-1002 (333 amino acids)
Source: RefSeq, a predicted model, not a curated record
AUGCUGAUCGUGGCAGUAUAUGUGGAUGACCUAUUAAUCACUGGGUCUUCUCUUGAGGCGAUACUGGAGUUUAAACAUGAGAUGGCUAGCAAGUUCGAGAUGAGUGACCUCGGACUAUUAACCUACUAUCUAGGAAUAGAUGUUAUACAAUACAAAGGUGGAAUCAUCCUUAAACAAGAUGCUUAUGCUCGUAAGAUACUUGAUGAUGCAGGGAUGAGUUCGUGCAACCCGACUCAUGUGCCAUUAGAGAUCAAUGCUCAGUUCUCUAAGGCUUCUAACGAAGACAAGAUUGAUGAGAGAGCUUACCGUCGCAGCAUUGGAUGCUUACGAUACUUGCUGCACACGCGACCGGAUCUCUCUUUUAGUGUUGGAGUUUUGAGUAGAUAUAUGCAGGAACCUAAGACUUCACAUGGAUCAGCAUUGAAACAAGUGCUUAGGUACUUGCGUGGAUCAAGUAUGCUUGGACUUCAUUACACACGGAACGGUGGGACUAAACUCUUGGGCUAUAGCGAUAGCUCUCAUAACGUGGACAUAGAUGAUGGUAAGAGUACCUCUGGUCACAUCUUUUACCUUGGAGAAAGUCCCAUUAUCUGGAGUUCGACUAAGCAAGAGUUGGUGGCUUUAUCAUCAUGCGAGGCGGAGUUUAUGGCUGCAACGGAGGCUGCUAAACAGGCUAUUUGGCUGCAGGAGCUGUUAAGUGAAGUCGAUGGAACACAGAGUGAGCUAGUGGUGAUUAAGGUUGAUAACAAAUCUGCUAUUGCACUUACAAAGAACCCCGUGUUUCACGGACGGAGCAAACAUAUUCAUAGAAGAUUCCAUUUUAUCCGUGAGUGUGUUGAGAACGAGCAAAUUGAAGUUGAGCAUGUCCCGGGAGUUGAUCAAAAGGCGGAUAUACUUACUAAAUCACUUGGCAGGAUCAAAUUCAAGGAAAUGAGAAGAUUGAUUGGAGUGCAAGAUGUGAGCGAAGAGAAUCUCAAGCUUAAGGGGGAGAUUGUUGGAUAA